ACUACGUUGUUUUCCCCAAAAACAGCUCCUUCCUUCCAAGAAACUAUAAACACUUGUUUCUAUAAAAAAAAAAAUCAGAAAGCUCUUUUUUUUCUUUUUCUUUUUCUUUCUUCCUUUUAUAUUUCAAUUUUGUGUCAGUUUCAAAGUUUCUCUGCUAUUUCAAGAAAAUGCAAGUAAUACAUAGAUGGCGUAACGUUUUGAUGGUGAAGGAUGCACUUAUUCAAUCAACAAGAAUUGUUGCUUCUACACAAUCACAAAAUACCCAUUUGGCUUCUUUCCAUUCUACUUCUAUUUGCUCCCAAAAAUGGAAAAACAAGUUUAAUUCUGAAUUUAGAGGAAGUCAGCCGCCAACUAAGGAUUAUAUCAGAUAUGCAACACGUCAAAAGCGUGCUGACUCAAAAAAAGCUUUGAAAAAUCUUCUUUUUUAUGGUGCAUCUGGAAACUCUUUUGAGAGUGAAUCUUCAACAAUAGAUGAUAGAUGGGAUGUGGAUCGAGAUGAUCGUUCAGAGAAGAAAAGUGAAUAUAAGUCUGCUGCUCGUCGUAGAGAUCGCUUAAGGAGAAGGAUGCGAAAAAUGAAGAAACGGAGAUUAUCUGAAGACUUCGAGGAAUAUCCCGAGACAGUAUUCCAAGCAACUUUUGGUAAUAAGUGGUACACUUGGUGUUCUAGGCCUGGUAAAUCGUCUCCUUUUGAAGAUCUAUUCUCCCGAAGACAAGAAACAGACUGGUCAGAACAAAGGCAUUGCAGAUGGGAUAAUGAAACUGAAAACGAGACACAGACAGAAUCCAACUACGAAUCUUUUAAUGUAGGGUCUUACUCUGAAAGAACAAUUCUCGGUUUACCCCCAAGGGGUCCUCUGAAGAUUGAGGAUGUCAAGAAUGCUUUCCGUUUAUCAGCUCUGAAGUGGCAUCCUGAUAAGCAUCAAGGCCCUUCACAGGUUAGCCUCAGCAGAAGAGAAAUUCAAAUCCUGCGUCACUGCAUACAAGUCAUUGUGCAACGUGCUCUCCCCAGCUUAACCUUUAUCUGUUCUUACUCUUCUUGUAUCUGACGUAUCCAUGGCUUCUUUUGUUCGAGUUUCAGAAGCCAAAAUCAUCAUUCAUAUUAAUAAUAAAUAGCUCAGUCUUAUGUAUUUUAAUUUAGUUCUGUAUCAUAACUUCCUUCAGUCUGGUGAAUGGCGAUAGAGGGCUCUGUCUUUCCUAUCAGAGCCAUGAAAAUGUACUUAAUAAAACUUUUAGUCUUAGUAUACAUACAAUCAAAUAAAACAUUCCUAA
Molecule: messenger RNA, 1269 nt
Organism: Lycium ferocissimum
Lineage: Eukaryota; Viridiplantae; Streptophyta; Magnoliopsida; Solanales; Solanaceae
Exons: 7
Coding region: 168-1046 (292 amino acids)
Source: RefSeq, a predicted model, not a curated record